Molecule: messenger RNA, 1850 nt
Organism: Cataglyphis hispanica
Lineage: Eukaryota; Metazoa; Arthropoda; Insecta; Hymenoptera; Formicidae
Gene: Tbce
Product: tubulin-specific chaperone E
Exons: 8
Coding region: 225-1796 (523 amino acids)
Cellular component (GO): cytoplasm
Molecular function (GO): protein binding
Source: RefSeq, a predicted model, not a curated record
UUUCUUCCCAACAUUAUUACUUACAAACAGUUUUCCGCGAUUUUCGUUGUUACUGUUGUGCCGCAAUAUUACCUGACGCAUAUCACACGAAUAGCGCGAGAUUGCGAUUUUACUUUCUCCUAAUUUUCAAUGCGCGUUUCUGGGUUUUAGGUUACAGUACUGUCAAUCGCAAUCUCUAAACCAAGCGCGUGUUUAUCCUAAUAUAUAUAUAUAUAUAUAUAGGUAUGGUAGAAGAUAAAAAAUAUGAGGUUUCAAGCCGUAUCGAGUGUGACGGAUAUCGGGGUACAGUGAAAUACGUCGGACCUGUGGGAAACACAAAAGGAGAGUGGUUGGGUAUAGAUUGGGACGAUUCGACUCGUGGCAAGCAUAAUGGCACAUACGAAGGAAUAGAAUAUUUUCAAGCCAGACAUUCCACAUCAGGCUCUUUUAUACGACCAGGCAAAGUUAAGUUUGGAAUAUCUUGUCCACAAGCCAUCAAAAUGCGUUACGGAUUGAUUGAUGAUGAAUUAGCAGGAAUUGACAGGGAUGAAGUGUUGAGUCUAAGGAAAGAAAUCAAUGCGCCUUUCUUAGAUUUUGUUGGUUUCUCUAAAGUAAAUAAGAAGCAAAGUAAAUUUGAUCAAUUGAAAAUAGUAUGGUUGAGGGAACAAUGCGUAAGCGAUGCAGGAAAGCCAGAAGAGCUGAAAGAACUGUGCCCUAAUUUGGAAGAAUUGGAUAUAUCUAAAAAUUUAAUAAAUUCAUGGAAAAUUGUAGCGGAUAUAUGCUCUCAGCUUCAUUCUCUUAUUCGUCUCAAUGUCAGUGAGAACCAUCUGCCUAUUGAAGAAGAUAUGAUGGCAUUGAAAAACUCAUUUUCAACAGUAAAACAUCUAAUCUUAGCCAAAAUGAAUUAUAAUUGGUCUGAUAUUCAGCAAUGUAUAUCCAUGUUUUCAUCGGUUGAAGAACUCUCAGUCUCUUUUAAUAUUGUUACAACUAUAGAAGAGACAAUAACAAACACUAAUUUAAUGAAAAUAACUACAUUAAUACUCGAAGGAAAUUUAAUAUCGAGUUGGAAUGAGAUACUUAAAUUAGGUUCCCUUCCAUGCUUAGAAUAUCUUAAUUUGAAUUCAAAUAAAAUAGAUAAAAUUAGGUUUCCAUAUUUAACAUCAAUGGACAAGACUGGGCUUUUUCCUUCUUUACGUCACCUAAAUAUUUCCGAAAACCACAUAUCAGAGUGGCAAUCAAUUAAUGAAUUAGAUAAACUGCCAAAUUUAGAAGACUUAAAAUUCAGAGAAAAUCCCAUCUUGAAAAAUGAAACUGUAGAGACUGCUCGACAGUUGAUAAUAGCAAGAAUAGCGAAUUUAAAAAUCUUAAAUGGUACAGAAAUAUUUCCUGUUGAAAGGAGAGGUGCUGAAUAUGAUUAUUUAAAACUAUAUCUACCAAAAUGGCUGGAAACAGAGAAAAGGAUAUCGUUUGUAAAUGAACAUCCACGAUAUCCUACACUAAUUGAUAAAUAUGGAAUUGCAAAUAUUCCCUCAAUUAAACCAAAAGUAGAAAUGGUUUCCAAUGUGAUAACAGUGGAGUUUGUAUGUCCAGAUGAUCCACGUCAGCCUAGAGGAAUUAAAAGAAAGUUACUUAAAGACAUGGAAGUCCAAAAAAUGAUCGGACUUGUCCAGAGACUUUUCAAAACUGGUGGAAAAAUACCUACUCUUUCAUUUAUUUCACAAGAUUUAUCAAAUGAUGAAAUUUCAUUGGAUAAACCAUUGCAAGAACUUAGUUAUUAUUCGAUUCAAGAUGGUGAUAAAGUUCUUGUAAGAUGGUGAUAUCAGCUAAAUUAUUUUUAGAUAUGGUUAUAUUUUGUACACUGUUAAAGAAAG